GCGAGAGCAGGGCCGCAACAAAAUGGCGGCGCCGGGGACUGAGGUGGCGGCGGCGGCGGAGGCAGCGCCGGGCCCGGGGCAGGUCAGCAGCAACGGGAGCGCCGGGGGCGGCGAAGCGGCGGCGGGGCCCGAUCCGCAGAGGCAGCAAGGGGCACCCAACGCCUGGCAGGUGAUCAAAGGGGUUCUGUUCAGGAUUUUCAUCAUCUGGGCCAUCAGCAGUUGGUUCCGCCGCGGGCCGGCGCCUCAGGAGCAGAGCAGUGGGGGGGGAGCACCCCGAGCUCCCAGCAGGAAUCUUUUCCCUAAGGACACCUUGAUGGAUCUUUACGUUUACAUCUCGGAACACGAGCACUUCACGGAUUUCAACCUCAGCUCAGCUCUGUUCUGGCAGAAACGGGACCUGAUCUACGGGGAUUGGACCAGCGGGGAGAACUCAGACGGUUGCUACGAGCACUACGGGGAGGUCGAGAUCUCCCAGAGCGUGCAGCAGAAUGGUUCCAUCUACGUCCACGUUUACUUCACCAAGAGUGGGUUCCACCCAGACCCACGGCAGAAAAACCUCUACAGGCGUUUGGCCACCGUCCACACCUCCAGAAUGAUCAAUAAAUACAAACGCCGACGCUUCCAGAAGACCAAAAACCUCCUGACAGGGGAGACAGAAGCAGAUCCAGAGAUGAUCAAGAGGGCAGAGGAUUACGGCCCCGUGGAGGUCAUUUCCCACUGGCACCCAAACCUGACCAUCAACAUGGUGGAUGAUCACACCCCCUGGGUCAAGGGCAGUGUCCCCCCCCCUCUGGACCAGUACGUGAAGUUCGAUGCCAUCAGUGGGGAUUAUUAUCCCAUCCUUUAUUUCAACGAUUACUGGAAUCUCCAGAAGGAUUACUUCCCCAUCAACGAGAGCCUCCGCCGCCUCCCUUUCCGCCUUUCCUUCUGCCCCCUUUCCCUCUGGCGUUGGCAGCUUUAUGCUGCCCAGAGCACCAAAUCCCCUUGGAAUUUUUUGGGAGAAGACCUCUACGAGCAGUCGGAUGAGGAGCAGGAUUCAGUCAAGGUGGCUCUCUUGGAGACAAACCCUUACCUGCUGGCCUUGACCAUCGUGGUCUCCAUUGUCCACAGCAUCUUCGAGUUUUUGGCCUUCAAAAAUGAUAUCCAGUUCUGGAACAGUCGGCAGUCCCUGGAAGGGCUCUCAGUUCGUUCAGUUUUCUUUGGGGUUUUCCAAUCCCUCGUUGUUCUCCUUUACAUCCUGGAUAACGAAACCAACUUCGUGGUCCAGGUCAGCGUCUUCAUCGGGCUCCUCAUCGACCUCUGGAAGAUCACAAAGGUCAUGGAUGUCCGGCUGGACCGCCAGCACAAGCUCGUUGGGUUCCUCCCUCUCCUGACUUUCAAGGACAAAUCCACGUACAUCGAGUCCUCCACCAAGGUGUAUGAUGAUAUGGCUUUCAGGUACCUUUCCUGGAUCCUUUUCCCACUCUUGGGAUGCUACGCUGUCUACAGCCUCCUCUACCUGGAACACAAAGGGUGGUAUUCCUGGGUGCUCAGCAUGCUCUACGGCUUCCUCCUCACCUUUGGAUUUAUCACCAUGACCCCCCAGCUCUUCAUUAACUACAAGCUGAAGUCUGUGGCUCACCUGCCCUGGAGGAUGCUGACCUACAAAGCUCUCAACACCUUCAUCGACGACCUCUUUGCCUUCGUCAUCAAAAUGCCCAUGAUGUACAGGAUAGGAUGUCUGAGGGAUGACGUGGUUUUCUUCAUCUAUCUCUACCAACGUUGGAUCUACCGCGUCGACCUCACCCGGAUCAACGAGUUCGGGCUCAGCGGGGAGGACCAGGUCACCCCCCGACCCCCCCUCCCCGAAAAUCCCCCCUCCCCCAACACACCCGGGACCCCCCCCACACUUCCAAACCCCCCCGAGGAAGAAAAACCCCCAGAGGACAAAAAAAAGGAUUAA
Molecule: messenger RNA, 1942 nt
Organism: Calypte anna (Anna's hummingbird)
Lineage: Eukaryota; Metazoa; Chordata; Aves; Apodiformes; Trochilidae
Gene: CLPTM1
Product: CLPTM1 regulator of GABA type A receptor forward trafficking
Exons: 14
Coding region: 23-1942 (639 amino acids)
Cellular component (GO): endomembrane system; membrane
Source: RefSeq, a predicted model, not a curated record